Messenger RNA from Paramecium tetraurelia, 2136 nucleotides. RefSeq lists its product as uncharacterized. The transcript has 4 exons. Gene Ontology annotation, molecular function: phosphatidylinositol kinase activity. NCBI's taxonomy places the organism in Eukaryota, Ciliophora, Oligohymenophorea, Peniculida, Parameciidae. Gene Ontology annotation, biological process: phosphatidylinositol metabolic process. The record is from RefSeq and is a predicted model, not a curated record.
AUGAGUUAAGUUAAGGGAAUUUAUAGUGAUUCAGAGGUAGUUGAUUGUAACUCAGGCUUAAGUAAUGAGGAGCUAUCGUAAGCUAUAAGACUUUAGACUAUUGACUAAUAUAUUUUUCUCAUCUUUCGUAAGUAAUUUUUGUAAUUAUUAGCAAUAAUAGCUUUCAUUUUAACAAUGAUUAUUAUGCUAAGUUUUAUGAUUUAUCCAAAAACUUGGAAAAUGCCUGGCGAUAUCAUAUUCUUUAUUUCUUUUUGUGAGGCCAUCCUAUGUGUUCAUUGGUUUAGCACAUGCAUAUACUUUAUAAUAAAUGAGAGUAGUCCUCUAAGUGAUGAUAUAUUUUGCUAAAUUAAUUCAAUUGUAAGCAUAUUUGCUGGAGCUGGAGAAAUCACCUAUAAUUUAAUAUUCUGUCUUUAUGUAAGAAUAACUCUAAAGGAUUAAUUUGCAACAAAAAAAAAACUACGCCUCAUUCUUCAUGUUAUUGCUUGGUUUACCAUGAUAUCUGUAACCUUGAUAGCAAAAAUUUUUAAUUAUAAUGGAUUGUCUUUAUUUGGCACUUGUAGUUUAAAGUAUAAUCCUGGAUUCAAUUUUGCUGGUUUGUUUUUGGUUUUUGUAAAUACUUUUAUGUCAGUUUAUACAAUGCUGUAUAUUAAAAAGGCUGUUCCUGAAAAUCAAAGAUAUUUAAAUUUGAUAGGAAAAGUUACUCGAUAUUAUUCUUCAUACAUAACGGCUUAAUUUUGUAUAUAACUAACUUAAGCAAUAAGUUAUAUUCUAGUUGGACUUAAUUGCACAAAAUUUCAAAAGGGAUGGCUAUUAAUAUUUAUCACUAUUGAAAAUUCUGCUAAAUUAUGCACCCCAUUUGUAUUAUCAAUAUUAAGGCUUCGAGACCCAACUAUAAACAGGUAAAUCUUAUUAAUUUGGAAACGACUUUCAUCCAAAUCGGAAGUUGGCAGUUCUUUAUUAUCUGAAGAGCAGAAUUUGGUAGUUAUAGCUAAAACUUUGCUCAUAGAUAAGGUUAAUACAAUUGUUUAUAGCAUAUAAUAAAUAUUUUAAUAAGAUAAUUACAUAGAAAAUGCUUCAAAAGGUAGCUAUUUAUUAAAAAAAAAUCACAAAGUAAACAAUCAAACGUCAGAAAUUUAAUCCAAGUAGAUUCAAGAAAUUCAAGAUAAAAUAACUGAGGAGGAAAUUAAUGAACAAGCUCAGUUUGUUAUUCCACCUGAAUAAGACCUAGAGAUUGAACUCAGAUUGAUGGCUUCUACUAUUAUUAUUUAUGCUCCAAAAGUUUUUCAAAAAUUGAGAAAAAAAGAUAGGAAAAUAAAUAAUUAUUCUUAGUCUUUUGAUCCAAUAUCUAAUUAAGAAUAAAUCAAUUCUUUUAAAGGUCCUGAUGGUGGAAAGGGAGGAGCGUUCUUUUUUUUUACCUUUGACAAUAAACUUUUAAUCAAAACAAUUGUUGAAUAAGAAUUAUUAAUAAUUCAAAAAAACUUGGGCAGGUACUUCCUACAUUUAAAUAGAAAUGAGUCCCUAAUCUCCCCAAUUUAUGGAAUCUUUAAGUUUGUGUUACAAAAUGGAUAAGAAUCUCAAAUAUUUAUUGUGAUGAGAAAUGCUCUCCAAAUUCCAUCAUCUUAUGUAAUGAGAACCUAUGACCUAAAAGGAUCUGAGUAUUAAAGAAAAGUUUUGAAAUAAAAUGAUUUCACUAAGGAUUUGACAAAGACUACUCUCAAAGAUAUUGACUUUAAAGAGGAAGAAGGCAAAUUAUUUAUUCCUGAAAAAUUUAAAGAUAGAUUAAAAAACAGCUUAAUUCAAGAUUCCAAAUUUUUUUCAGAGUUAAAUCUAAUGGAUUAUUCUUUGUUAAUUAUAAAAAUGAAUUGGUCAUCUUACUUAUAGAUAUAACCUUAAAUAGAUUUUUAGAUCUUCAAAUUUUUUAAUUCAGAAUUAUCUUGUAUACCAUCAAUAAAAGAAUAAGGGGUAUACUACCAUAUUGCAAUUAUUGAUUACCUACAAGAAUGGAAUGCUGAAAAAAGGAUUGAAUAAGUCACAAAAAAAGCCUUAAAUGUAAAAAUAGAUCUUGAUACUUCCGCUUAAAAUCCUUAAGAAUAUACAAAAAGAUUUAUAGAAAAAAUUGUUUUUACUAUUAUUUGA